Molecule: messenger RNA, 8339 nt
Organism: Candoia aspera
Lineage: Eukaryota; Metazoa; Chordata; Lepidosauria; Squamata; Candoiidae
Gene: SLC38A3
Product: solute carrier family 38 member 3
Exons: 16
Coding region: 226-1755 (509 amino acids)
Biological process (GO): L-glutamine transport; histidine transport; asparagine transport
Cellular component (GO): plasma membrane
Molecular function (GO): L-glutamine transmembrane transporter activity; L-asparagine transmembrane transporter activity; L-histidine transmembrane transporter activity
Source: RefSeq, a predicted model, not a curated record
GGGCGCUGUAAUCCGCGAGCCAGAGGGAGCCGGCGAGCGAGGGCUGCUGCCGAGUCGAGCUGAGGCGUCGCGAGAGACCCACAAGUUUUGUCCGCGCGCGUCGGUGAGAAGCCCCUGAACAUACAGCCCCUCUCAGUAGCCCAGCUUUUGUAAACUCGUGCCGCUUGCUGCUUGUCUGAAAGCAUUUUGUCAGAGGAGGGAAGGUACUGACUUCAAGAGGAAGAAAUGAACUCUACGGAAAUCCCCAUCCAGACGGAGAUGGUAGACCUGGUGCCAAAUGGAAAACACUCAAUAUUAAAUGCCUCUUCCAUCUCCACUAUGGGAAAUGACAGAUUUGAUGAGAACCAAGCACAUGUACCGGAGAUGGAGGAGUUUCUUCCACAUGGUGCUGAAAAGAAGCAGACCCAUUUCACAGAUUUUGAAGGGAAGACUUCUUUUGGGAUGUCUGUUUUCAAUCUCAGCAAUGCCAUCAUGGGCAGUGGGAUCCUUGGGCUGGCAUAUGCUAUGGCCAACACUGGCAUCCUCCUCUUUCUAUUCCUCUUGACUGCUGUAGCUCUCUUGUCCAGCUAUUCUAUACACUUGCUGCUUAAAUCCUCAGGGAUUGUUGGAAUCCGAGCCUACGAGCAACUGGGCUACAGGGCCUUUGGGACACCAGGGAAAUUGGCAGCUGCCAUUGCUAUAACACUACAAAACAUUGGAGCAAUGUCAAGCUACUUAUACAUUGUGAAGUCUGAACUGCCUCUCGUCAUCCAGACCUUCCUCAACCUGGAGGAGAAAACAACGGACUGGUAUCUGAAUGGAAAUUACCUGGUAAUCCUGGUCACUAUCACCAUUAUCCUUCCUCUGGCCCUCAUGAAACAACUUGGUUAUCUUGGUUAUGCCAGUGGGUUUUCUCUCAGCUGCAUGGUCUUCUUCCUUAUUUCAGUCAUUUACAAAAAGUUCCAGAUUCCUUGUCCACUUCCUGAGCGGAUCAACACUACAGGCAAUCUGAAUUACUCCUUGGUUAGCACGAGCAAUUAUCAAAAUGAACACACUACUAUCCAGGCUACAGAGGAAGACACUUGCUCUUCAAACUUGUUCAUGCUCAACUCUCAGACAGCCUACACCAUCCCUAUCAUGGCAUUUGCUUUUGUGUGUCAUCCUGAGGUCCUUCCUAUCUACACUGAGUUGAAAAACCCAUCCAAGAAGAAGAUGCAGUGUAUCUCCAACAUUUCCAUCACAGUCAUGUAUAUUAUGUACUUCCUAGCCGCCCUAUUUGGCUAUCUCACAUUCUAUGGGCGGGUAGAAUCAGAGCUGCUACACACCUACAGCAGAGUAGACUCUUUCGAUGUGCUGAUCUUGUGUGUGCGGGUAGCUGUGUUGACUGCUGUGACACUAACAGUGCCCAUUGUUCUCUUCCCGGUGCGGCGUGCAAUCCAGCAGAUGCUCUUUCCAGACAAGGAUUUCAGCUGGAUUCGGCACAUUAUAAUUGCUUUUGUGCUACUGACAUCUAUUAAUUUGCUUGUUAUUUUUGCUCCCUCCAUCUUGGGGAUCUUUGGCUUGAUUGGUGCCACCUCAGCUCCUUGCCUGAUAUUCAUCUUUCCAGCAAUAUUCUACAUCCGGAUCAUGCCCAGGGACAAGGAACCUAUGAAAUCCCUUCCCAAGAUCCUGGCAGCCCUCUUUGCAUGCCUCGGUGUGCUCUUCAUGAUCAUGAGCCUCAGCUUCAUUAUCAUCGACUGGGUAUCAGGUGGCAUAAAGAGUGGAGGCAGCCACUAGGCAAGAUCUGGAGCCCUAUGAUGCUCAACAAAGCCUUGGGAAACUCAGUUGGCUUGGAUCCAUUUCCUGCCCCCGACCUCUGUUAGUACUGUAUCAUUCUUUCAUCCCUGGUUCCAUUCUGAGCCAAGGUGUGGUGUUCCAUUACAAAAUCCUCACACUCACACUGAGCCAGAGGUGCUGCAGGCUGGACUAGACCAGAAGCCAAUCUCUAGCUCUCUGGGCAUUUGAUUUUCUCUCAAAGUCUGGGAUGGGCCAGACUAAUGGUAGUCUAAUGAGCAUAUAAACUGGAGAAAUAGCCCAUUUCAAGGGAUAGGGAGGGGGAGGCUGCUACGAUAUACAGUAUAUAUCCAGUUCUAUGUGUCCAGUUCAGCUGGCCCACACAGGGGGCUCAAAAGUCAGCAGGACCAGAAGAAAAUGGAGCAACUGUGCUAAAUAACUUGGAUGUAGGGCUCUCACCUGAUGUUCACUACUGAAUGGUUGACUUGGACCAAGCUUCAUAUUAUAUGAAUAUUACAUUGGGGCUACAGAAUGAAAGGUGAAGGCUUUUUAGAGCUUGAAGAGAUUUAGGAAAUAAAUAAUAAUCUUUCCUUUUAAAAAGUCCUAUUGGCCACAAUCCCAGCUCCAACCACAGAUCUUUAAUCCUCCUCAGAUGUCCCUUGGCAGUCCUGACUUUUUUCUCUCCCUUACACAGGUUCAGUUCCCUCUGAUAGAGUGUGAACAGCUGUCUGCCCUCUACAAUGAACUCCUUGCCACUUUUUUAGAUAGCCAUAGGUCUUAAAAUUGAUGGGGACAAAUUGCAAGAUUUCAGGCCUUCUGAACUAUCAGUUGUGAUAGGCUGAAGGCUUGCACUGGUUUCCAAGGAUCCAUUUACAUGUUCUGAACUACCAUUAAGUAGAUUAAGCAGAAAAGAGAUGAUGACACUGGAAUUUGGGCAAUAUAGCUCUCUCUCCUUAUAUGGAAAAGGGGACGUGGUGGCGCUGCGGGUUAAACCGCUGAGCUUGCCAAUUGGAAGGUCGGUGGUUCGAAUCCGCGUGACAGGGUGAGCUCCCGCUGCUAGUCCCAGCUCCUGCCAACCUAGCAGUUCGAAAACAUGCAAAUGUGAGUAGAUUAAUAGGUACCGCUUCGGCGGUCAGGUAACGGCGUUCUGUUUAGUCAUGCCGGCCACAUGACCAUGGAAGUGUCUACGGACAAACGCCGGCUCUUCGGCUUUGAAACGGAGAUGAGCACCGCUCCCUAGAGUCAGAUACGACUGGACUUAAUGUCAAGGGAAACCUUUACCUUUACCUACCUUAUAUGGAACUAAGCUUCAGUUUGGAUAAGAGAUGAUCCUGUUGUUCAUGUCUUCAAAACCUAACUUCUGUCCCUUUGUCCCACUGGGAAGCAAUAAUCACAAUUUUAAGAUUCUAUGUUAAUUAAGCUUUGUGUCCCAGGCUCCCACAUUAAAAAAUUAUUCAUCACUUGAGGCUAUGAAAAUGGGUCCCUCACCAAAUCUAGAGAUCAUCCGUUUCCAUCCUAUAAUGUAUAACAGUAGCUUCAGUUCCCCUCUACUGUGUGUAAGGGAAGAGUUACACUGUCACAAGGUAUUUAGUUUCUGUCACAUAUAGACAGAGAAAAGAAUGGUUGCAGUAAUAAUUACCAUAAAGGGACUACCAUUCUUCAAAUGAAUGUUGCGAAGAACAGUGAGAAACAACCAGUGGUGUGUUGAAGGCAGCUCAUACUGGCUUACAAGAGCUGAUUGUUAAGUUUUUUGAAAUUUUGCAAGCUGGUUGAGAGCAGAGCUGAGCCACAACGGCUAGCACACCAAUCAGCGGUUCAGUGGCUAGCCACACAGUGAGUAACGGUAAUGGAGCCAGCAAUGUCAUUGAGACCUGGAGGCACUGGAGGAGCUUGGCAGUAUAUUUCCCAGCAGCCAUAUUCCUAGAGGUAGCAAACACCUUGAACAGGCUCCUCCCCCUUAAUACUGCAUCAGCUUGAAAGAGCCUGUUGUUAUACAUUUACCAGAACACCACUGAAAAGCACCAUGUUGUCAGUAAAAAAUUCAGAUCUAAUCUUAAUAGUGAACUAUCAGAAAUAGUUGCAUUGCAUCUAAGGUGGAAAGGAUCCCUAUGGAAUUGGUAGUUCUGUCUCUUAUUCUUAGCAAUUAGUGCACAGAUUAUCUGUACCACAUCUAGUACAUUUUCAUCUGACUGCAACCAUGCCUUUAAUCAGUCUUUGACUUGAAAGAAUUAGCAUUAAAGUUUCUCAAAGCAGCUUUAGUUACAGUGGCCUGACUGAAAAGCUGACUGCUUUUGUUCAGUUAUGCAAUAGAAGGAACAGUGGCUUUCUUUGCUGUUAUAUAUAAUAAUGAGAUAAGAGUAACACUCUUCCCCUCCAAACGAAUGAAGAGUGGAUCAUUUAUGGUGGGUGAAUAACUACUAAUGAUAGCAUAGAGGAUGGAUGACUCUUCCAGCCUGGUACAUUUGACCACACUGGCUGGGGAAUUCUGGGAGUUGCGAUCCCAACCCUUUUAGAUGGCAUCAUAUUUGGGAAGGCUGGCUUUCAGGAUUCAUAAAUCAUUUAAAGCAUGAACUUAUGAGGCCUUGAAUAGAAAAGUAUAUGUCAUCUGAACAAUGGAUGACAUAUAGCAUGCAGGAUUUCAUGAAGCUGAGCUGAUUUCAGGAUGUACAAACUGUGGAAAACUUUGAUACCAAAACUGACGUAACAUUCCAAGGCUGGGAGAAACCAAUUCAACUUUUCCUCCCUGUAAUUAACACCCAUUUUACAUAGUAUCUAGGGCUUAGUCCUUGGAACAGGGGAACAAAGAUGCAAUUGGUUCUUACUGAGAUUUGAAGGAAGAUCAAGGGGCUAGUUGUCCUGCUGUGCUACAUCAGAGACUUGUGAAAAUCCUUUGAAGCUUUAUGGGUACUCUGAUGGUUCCCAGAUACAAACUGUCAUCUCUAGUCUGAAGGCAUAUUAUAUUCAGUACUUAGCCCUAAUAUAUAAUCCUUAUUAUGCAACAAGAAGCUGAUAAUGAUGUUUGCAAAAUUGUCCUACUUUUCUCUCAUAAUCCUGAAGAACAUUGUUCAUACCUUGCAACAUUCAGCAGAGAAAAGUAGCUCCUCUGGUUUUAUAGGAAGCAAUGAAAUACUUAAUAGUUAACAAUACUAAGCAAGUGAAAUGGAAUACAUUUCUUCCCUCUUGCCCUAUAGCUAGCACAUCAAAUCAAACAGUGUUAGAGGUUUUAAAGAUGCACUUUCUGCACUGGAUUACAAAAAUAUACUUUUUGUGUUCUACAAAUCCAACUGCACCAUAUAGAAUACUUCAGAACUUGAUGUGUAGCAGCACUUUUCCCCCAACACUGAUCCAUAUUGGAGCAAGUAACUCAGCAUUCCUGCAGCAUAUUUUCAAAAUGUCAGUGCUCUCCUAUAGAGUACAAAUUCAUGGAGAGUUGCAUUUAUGCAGGUACUGCAACAACUGAAUAGGUAUCUCAGGGCAGGUGGCCAUAGCUCCCCAUUCCAUAUUGGAUGUUCAGAUCUGCUGUUAAGGUAAACCAGAUAGCUGUGUUUCUGGGACUAAAAUCUCAGGCCGAAACAAGAUGCCUGAAGGAAUGCCUGAGAUGGAAAGCACUGGGCUUCUUCUGUUAGAGCACUUUGCCACUGACCGCUCUGCAGCUUUCUCCUGCUAUUACCCCCACGCAGAAGCACUUUAUGUAGGCCCUGCAUGGGGAAUUGCAACAGAAUCUCUCACUUUCCAUGCACAUCAACUUUCUGUGCACUUUCAGCAAUAACCUUUGUGCCAUGCCUGGUGUGCCUGGAACAGGAUUGCAGGGUGGGGGAUAACUAUGUGUCACAACUGUGUUGGAAAGUAGCAUUCACUCAGUUAACGUGAUACAUUGAAGUGGCUUGUCAGUUCUAGCGCCACAGCACAUAAAAGGCACUACUUGAAGCUGUACCGCCCUCUGCUGUAGCUUGAGACUCUUGCAGCUUCCAAUAAUUUGCACCUUGAAUGGCUGCUGUGGCUUUAUUCUUCUUUUAAUUAUCUCAAAGACAGGGUCGUACACAAAAGUGUCCCGAAAUUGGGUAUGUUACAGAUUGAAUGUGAGGGACAUAACUGAGCAAGUCAAAUCUUCAGAAGAAAUGAGUGUUGGUACCAGCAUCAGGAACAAGCUAUUUUCACUCUGAAAUCCUGGUCUAAGUCCAGCUGAAGACAUGGAGAACAGUUCCUCCCUGCUCCUGUCCUCAUGCUACCAAAUUCCCAAGCAAGUCCAAUUGAUCUUAAUGACGUUUGUAUAAUGGAGUAUUUCCACUUUGAAGUUGGUACAACAAGGCCUGCACUAGACACUAAACACCUUCUGCAUUAUUUCCAUGUAACCAAAAAAAAAAAAAAGCAAGCAGAUUAAUCACAUCUGUGAUCCUAAACAAAUAGAUUUCCUUUAAAUAGCUGGAACUCAUUUUUAAGUUGGUAGGCUAAGAAUGUUGUCUGAAAAGAAGAACAAAAAAAUAAUCCCCAUAUUCAUCCACACUGUAUGUGGGGUUCUGAAGUAGUUUAGCUCAACUUUUAGUCAACUUUUAGUUUUUCCCACUAUGUCUAUCAUCUUCAACCUUUUCCCCUUGCCAAAAGUCAUUUUAAAAAAGCCUCAUUCGUUCAUUCAUAUAUAUAAUGCAUCCAAUGAAUUUUAUGGUUGGAUUUUUGUUCAAACUAAUUUUAAAGUCAAUCAGUAAUUAUUUCUAGGGGUUAAUAACUAUAAUGCACAUAAUAAGAAACAUAUUUUUGUAUUGGGGUGGUGGCUGGUCAAUCUGCUUUUUAUAAAUACUGUAUAUAGGAGUAGAUCUUUUUUAAUGUAUUUGUUGUUGCACUCACCAAUUCUGUAUAGUGUACAUAUAUUAUGUUCUCAUUGAAGAUGGUCUGGAUACCAGAAGACCUGUCUGAGCUACAGAGAAAACUUGCUGCCAGGUGUGAAACUCAGGGUAGUAGGGGCUAUUUCUACAGCUUGGUGUCCAAUGGAAAGAGCAGUGAAGAGAGAACACUACGUCUGCAGUUACAAACAUUUGGGUCAGGUUGUUAUGAAUGGUCUGCAUAUUAAGCCCAAGCAUGGUAGAAGUCAGCUUGAAUCUUCUACCUGAUUUCUGAUAUUGAUACAGAAUAACAGUUAAGACCCACAAGUUAGCUGCAUUGCCUUGUGUAACUCCUGUCCAGCAGAAGCAUUGUGUGAUGGAGUAUCUAGCAGGCCUUGAGAACAAGGGAGAGAAAACAGGGCCAUUGCAAAAGAGACACCUCAGGCCAGGAGAAGGGGUGGGGUAGGGAAGCAUGAGACAGAGACUCAGAGAAAAUCCACCUUAAUUACGCUAAGUAUAAGUUGAUCUGGAGAAUUGCUUUAGUGGGCUUUCAAGAUGAAUGUGAAGCCCUGUGAGGCAGGCAAACUUGGAAAACAACCACUUGGGUUUCUGGAAAGAUCUUUAUCGUUAGUAGGAUAAGGUACAGAAUCUUGAAAGUCUAAAAAUUGCAAGGAAGGAGCAAAAUAAAUGUUGCAGCCUAAUGGCUUACUCUACAAGACACCAUGCUUGUGGCAUGCUAGGAACUACUAAAAGGUAACUAGUUACUUAUUAGUCCCUGUUGCCAAUUGACCAUUUGUGUAACCUCUUCAGGUCGUUCUCAAUGUUAGGCAACAUUAACUGUCUUUUAUGUCUUUUAAUAUUUAUUUAUUUUCUGUAACUUAGACUGGAGCUAGAGAUCAGGUUCCAAUGCUUGUUUGCAACCAGACCAAGAUUGGUUCUUUGGGAUGUCUGCACUGAUUGUGACCAUGAGGUCCAUUGUUAUCAGCAAAAAGAUUGGGUAGAAAUGGAAGAGAAAAAAUACAGUAAAGGUGUACAUUGACUGAUGCAAGCACUCAUGCGGAGUCUCAAGGGCUCAUGCGGAGUCUCAAGGGCUCUUUCUCCCUCCUUUCCUUUUCCAAACCGACAGAGGUUUCAGAGGGGGUAGACUAUAUCUGCCCUUCCAGUGUGCAAACAGUAAGCAAGUUGUGCUGCCUAGCUCAACAUAGAUUAAACAUCAGUAUCUCAGUCUCUGGGUGCAUUGCACAAUAUGCUUAAGCAGAUGAAUUAAAGAUUUAAUGGUGAUGCCGACACAGCAUAGCUUGGUUAGCAUUAACCUGGGGCUUUUGUUUUUUGUGACUUAAGUGUUGUGCAAAUGAACCCAGCCAAUUGGUUCAUUUGCAAUGCAAUGUAUUGUGCAAAACUCCGAAAACUAGUUAAUUCAAGAGCCAGGUUGAGCAUGUUGUGUGAACACAGCUUAUGUGUCAUAAGAUAUACAACACAGAAAUGUACUUCUGAAGAAAAAGGACAAAAACCUUUCUCUGGGGCUCCUUUGCCCAAAGAAUGUGGGAUGUCUGCUUUCCCCAGGGGAUGAAGCAGUGCCUGGCAUUAGUCCUAUCCUCUCUGUAUCCCUCUCCUUUUCGUCUCUGUGUUCCGUGUCACAAAGCAACAGGAGAACUUUUCUGAAAGAGUCCUAUUUCUAGAACAGUUUUAAAUUAUAUGUAGAAAUUAGAUCUAUAUUUGGAAAUGAAACAGAUCUUUUAAAAUAACAAUAAAGAAAAUGUGAAACCUUUA